Molecule: messenger RNA, 1322 nt
Organism: Onthophagus taurus
Lineage: Eukaryota; Metazoa; Arthropoda; Insecta; Coleoptera; Scarabaeidae
Gene: Tsp66E
Product: Tetraspanin 66E
Cellular component (GO): plasma membrane
Source: RefSeq, a predicted model, not a curated record
AGGUCUCAGUUCGCUUUUAUACGUCGCGCAGUAAACUUGUUUGCGUUCACGUGCAAUUUACGUACAAAGUUUCUUAUCGUUUAAACGGCUGUGUUUAAGAAUUAGUCGUAAAAACGUUGAUAUUUUUUUUAAAUAAGAGAUUAUCCCAAUUAUAAAAAGGAGAAAAAGUCAUUUUUACACAAUGGUUUACGAUUGUGGAUCGUGUUUAGCAAAGUAUAUCCUAUGUUUAUUCAACUUUGCAUUUUUCAUCGCGGGAUCUGUAGUUUUAUCCGUUGGAGUUUGGCUCGCUGUGGAUAAAAGUUCUUUUAUUGGACUACUUAAGGCUGUCCCGAACGAACAUUUACCGCAAUUUACACAACCUGCAGUCAUCGAACAAGCUUCUUACAUCUUAAUAGUAGCUGGAGCUUUUAUGUUUUUGGUCAGUUUCCUGGGGUAUUGUGGCGCUUUAAGAGAAUCUAGAUGUUUGUUAACAACGUACGGAAUUUGUUUAUUACUCAUUCUAAUACUUGAAAUAACAGCCGGGGGAUUAGCGGCUGCUUACAGAGGAAAGGCUGAAAUUGAAACGAGAAACUUCUUAAAAACGACAAUAAAGAAGUAUUCCAUCGAAAAAUACACCGCUGCGUCGGAAGAAUCGAAUGCGAUCACUUUAAUGUGGAACCAUUUUCAGGCUCAAUUAAAAUGUUGUGGGGUUGAUAACUACAAAGAUUUUAAUACAACGAAUAGUGAUAAGAAGAUCCCGAUUUCUUGUUGCGUUUUGGAAGGUGAUAAAUCCCUUUUUAAGCCAAUGGACCCAUCGUGCACUUCAAAUCCAACCGAAUCAAAUUCUUAUUUCUUAAAAGGUUGUUAUGAUGUUCUUCUUGAUUGGAUUUUAGCACAUAUUAAUGUUGUUAUUGGGGUAGGAAUAGGGUUAGGUGUCGCUCAGUUGUUAUGUAUUUUCUUUGCUUUUUGUCUUACAAAAUCUCUUAAUUCUUAUGGGAAAUAAAGAAUGUUAAUAAAGAUGGGUUUUUAGUUGAAAAGCAAGAUUUUUGUUGGUGAUUAAGCUUCAAAGUUCAUUAAAACCAUUCCAAUUUUUUUUGAUUUUGAUUAUCAACAAGGUCUUGUUUAACUAAAGAAGUAAAUCUAGUCUUUGGUAGUUUUAUACUUGUGAAAAAAUAUAUAAAUGGUAUUAAAAAUAUUGGAAAAAAAACCGUGCCUUUUUUUUGGAUAAUUUUUACUCAGAGUUUGUUAAUUAUUAUUAAUUAAAUACUUUAUAAAAAGUUGUAAAUAAUUUCUUUUCGUUUAUAAUCAAUAAACGAUCAUGUUGCAUGAUUUAAAUUUGUUAA